Molecule: messenger RNA, 2052 nt
Organism: Sporisorium graminicola
Lineage: Eukaryota; Fungi; Basidiomycota; Ustilaginomycetes; Ustilaginales; Ustilaginaceae
Exons: 1
Coding region: 1-2052 (683 amino acids)
Biological process (GO): protein demethylation; regulation of transcription by RNA polymerase II
Molecular function (GO): histone demethylase activity; transcription coregulator activity
Source: RefSeq, a predicted model, not a curated record
AUGAUGACCGUAGCGGCAGCCGCCUCUCACGGCGUCAGCGAUUCACUGACUGCCUCUUCAUCAACAACACCAGCACGCACCCUCCGCUCAAGCACACGCAAGAGGGGCAAGUCUCCCUCUUCACAGACUCUACCCUCUACCUCACAACUCGAGCAGCAGCGGCACAAGAAGAAGUCUCGCGCUGAAUUCCUCGACGAAUCCGAGCUCGACUGUGCAGCCUGUCCUAAGGCUGGCCAGCCCGCUCCCACACCCGGCAAAGAUGCCGCUUCGGACCGCGAAACCUGGAUCUGUUGCUCGCACUGCAACACUUGGUUUCACUGCAUCUGCAUCAGCCUCGAGAACCCGGACGACUUCAGCAAGUGGUACUGCCAGUCAUGCAUCACCCGCUCCCAAGAGGCGUUCGACUCUGGCACGAGCUCUUCGCGUCCUCCUCUCGUCAACGUCACUCGACCCCCUCGCCGAAAGUCGGAUCGCGCCAAGCUUGAGGUUGACUAUGCUGCCAUCCAAGAAGGCAUCCCUGCUGAUCCGCUAGGUCGCUGGAAGUCGUUUCUCGAGGCGUACGAUUUCGAGCCCGACGGCUUCCGCAGGAUGCACGGACACGAGUGGACCAUCGACUGGCUCCUGCAUGACGAGUCGGCUCUCAAGCAACCCGUCCUCGUUCCCGCCACAGAGGAUCAUCUUUCUCGAGCAACGAAUGGAAAUGGAUCUGUCAAACCUGAAGCGGACGCCGAUCCAUCUCCUUGGACCACCAAGCCAUCCAAGGCAUACAAGAAAAAGUUGUCAAAAUCUCGACUUGCGCCGCGCAGCACUUCCAUACCUGGCAUGGUGGUGCCACCUCCUGACAUGUCCAUCUUCGACGUUGCCAACAUCAUCGGUCACGACACCCCCGUCGAGGUCAUCGACGUGGCCUCUCAAUCGUCCUCGAAAGCAUCUUGGACCAUCGCCGAGUGGGCCGAGUACUUUGACACGCCCAAGGAAAAGAAGAAGAAGACGCUCAACGUCAUCUCGCUCGAAGUCACGGGUACGCCCAUGCAAGAGUACGUCGAAGCGCCGCAGCUCGUUCGCGACCUCGACUGGGUGACCCGCGACUGGCCACUAGAGCGUCGCGAUCCAUCGUGUGCCGAAAACAGCUGGCCCAAAGUACAGCGCUACGUGCUCAUGGGCGUCGAGGGAGCCUACUCGGACUGGCACAUCGACUUUGCGGGCAGCAGCGUCUAUUAUCAUGUCAUCUGGGGCCAAAAGACGUUUCUGUUCGCGCCGCCCACUCCCCGCAACCUGGCAGCUUAUAAGGCAUGGUGCAGUAGCACGCGCCAGGACAUUGACAGGCUCGGUGACCACCUGCACAGCCUCACACGCGUCGACAUCCGUCCAGGUGAGACCAUGCUCAUUCCCUCUGGGUGGCUCCACUGCGUCUACACACCCAAGAACACGCUCGUUGUCGGCGGCAACUUUCUGACCGACUGGAAUGUUGCUACCCAGUGGAAGCUGGUCGAGAUUGAAGAGGCCACCAAAGUACCCAAAAAAUUCCGUUUCCCGCACCUCAAGCGUCUCAGCUGGUUUGUGGCUAGGGGGUGGAACGAAAGGCUCGAGCCGCUCAGCGCAACCAAACUUGUAGGAAAGAAGGAGGAGGAGCAAGGCGGACAAGAAGAAGAACAAGCAGAGGAAGAGGAGGACUCGGCUAAAGAACAGGUCGAGCUGCACGCUGAGGACUUGGUCGACGUCGUGCCACCAGCCAAAGUGCUCAACAACAUCGAACUCGUGCACCAAUCGCUCAGCGACGAUCUCGAGCUCAUCCAGGACCCAUUCAUUGCAAACAAUGGAGACGAGAGGAUGGCAAAGCAGCAGAAAGUAGCGCGAGAAGCCAUUCCUACCCAGUACGUUGGCAACCUGCAGAAAGCGGAAGCCAUGCUGGCAACGUUGCGCCAACGCAUCGACAAGGCAAAGUUGUGGGCGGACGCAGUGCAGCAGGAACGGAUUCGUCUAGCCAAGGCGGCAAAGAGCGGAAAGAAGGAGGCUGCCAACAAAUCCAACAGCCGAAAGGCGCGCAAGUAG